UCUGGAAGUCAUUCACCGGUCACAGCGAUAGUCUCCACCCAUAAUAGAGUGAAUCCAGUGUAGUUUAGUGUAGUAUAAGGAAUCCAAAUUUACUCUUAAAGCAAACAAUCGUCAUCAUUACCGAUGGCUGAUAUUCUAGUAGAGAGAAAUUUUACAAGCGGUAGAACAAUAUUCGCUCAGUUUAGCGACCGGCUAGUUUUCAGAUGUUUACUCUGCUCCGAUGACAAACUAUUCAUUAAUUCAGCGGAUAGUCAUUCCCACCAUCCCAUACAGCCGCUGGUAUCGGACGAAUUACUCGAAGCCCAAGCAUUUUACCAUCAAACAGGAGAGUUCAGCUGCCCACACUGCGACAUUGUCCAGCUAAAUAUUUCGGACCUGUACGAGCACCUCAUUCUGGAACAUCUGGACAAUCUUGGACCAGUGCGCUGCCCGGUUUGUGUCUGCUUCGGUGGUAACGCCUCGUUGGUGGAAAAUAUUCAUCUAUCCGAACAUAUUGCCACGAAUCAUUGUACCUCUUGGGAGCAGUACCGAGAAAAGAUUGUGAGCUGCGGGAACGAAAGUGACGACCUGGCAUUGUUUAAAUACAAUAUCGCGAAUCUUCCAUUUACCUACUGUGGGAUGACGAGUUCGAGUACGGGGUCAUCCACUAGCGCCGCCUACUCAGCUAAUCCGGAAGCGAGUGAUGAGAGCAUUGAAACUGACCAAAGUCGCAUAAUCUGUGUAGAGCCAACGUCUGAUUUUAAUAGCGAUAGAAGGUCAUGUGGACAUAUGACUCAGAGCCAAAAGCAUACCGAUUCUCCGUUUUCCCAAAUUUUGAACCGUAUCUUUCGCACGGUUCAAGAUGGAAAAAGUUAUGACUCAAUUGGCACUGAAACCGCUGCUGAGGUGUUUGAAGAUAGUGAUGAACUUGGUGAAGAUUUCGAGUUUUUGAGCUGCGACGAGAGUGAAAGCGAAAACGAAAACGAAAUGAUUUCCGCGAUGAAGCGUAUAUCGGGUGGUUUGUGCAAUCAAGCGAACAUUACUUGUGUUAUCUGCAUGGAACCGGUGCUAGACGCUAGUAGGCGACGAUUACCGUGUGCGCACUCAUUCCACUCUGAAUGCAUUGAUAACUGGGUUCGCGAGGAAGCUACCUGUCCCCUAUGCAGAAAACAAAUUUCGUGAGGAAAUCACAAGUGCAUAGUGAGUCAAUUACUCGACCGUCAAUAGACGGAAUGUCUAUAAAUUGGUAUUAUUAUUUUUGCUUCGUUCCCAAGAUCAGUAAAGUAAGCAAAGUAAAGAAAAAAAACCUGUUUUAAUCCACCUAGAGGUGCAAUUGUGCCUUUCUCAUUUCUCUAAACUAUGGCACGGAGGCUUUUUAUGUUCAACAUAAUUGUGGAAAUGUCCAUUACAUUCUUAGUACACUUUGCACCUUUACACAAUGGCAUGCCAGCCACGAACUUGAUGAGCUACGUGUCGACGGUGAAACACUUGAAACAAAAAAUAUCAUACUUCAUUAGCCUAAUCAGCAUUAGAUCAAUGUUAUCUGCUUGCUAACUCAUUUUGUCAUGCGGGGGUGGGUAUGUGAGGAGGGCGAAAGUCCCAUGAACGAAC
Molecule: messenger RNA, 1590 nt
Organism: Topomyia yanbarensis
Lineage: Eukaryota; Metazoa; Arthropoda; Insecta; Diptera; Culicidae
Product: E3 ubiquitin-protein ligase KCMF1-like
Exons: 5
Coding region: 124-1161 (345 amino acids)
Source: RefSeq, a predicted model, not a curated record